AAUGAGGUUAUGCGGUGCUGCUAUUUCUGUCGUGUUACUUUAAGCUCAUGGGUGGCUUUUGGUGAAGAGUUGACCUCACCAUGACCUUGUGUGAGAAUAGACUUGGCCUUUCUUAGUUAGUAAUUUGGAAAGAGGAGCAAUAUUAGAAGGAAACAUUUAAUAACGGUAUGAUUGCUGGGCGCAGCAGGAGCUGAUACGGAAUGAGGGUGAAACAUCUUGCCGGCCUAGCCGUGUUGGCUCUGGGUAUCCUUGUGUACACUUCCUAUCGCCAAACGCAUCACCUAUCAUAUACCCUUCAUAGAGAGAAAGUAGCCAGCUCGUCCGGAUUAGGACGCAGCGUUGACUGGCACGCGGUAUGGACGGCCGCAAAGGCGUCUGCCAAUGAGCGGGAAUUUGUGUCUGCCAUAUCCCUGGUGGAUGCUGGCAAGGCAACACUUAGCGGUCAGCGGUCAUGCCCGCCGCAGCGGGAUUGCCCUGCCUGCCCCGCACUGCCACAUGCAGCGGCAGCGGCAGGCGUCACGGCCGGUACCACUACCGCCGGCGGGUCGGGCGCGACUCAACAGCAGCAACAGGAGGUGGCGGCCUCUCCUGCGGUGAACGCCUCUGCUGUCGUGCCCGGCGGAGGUAGCAGCAGCAGCAAGAGCGCAGCAGGGGGUGGCAGCAGCGGCAGCGAGUGGAUGAGGUUUGUGGUGGACGGGCAGGCGCCGCCCAUCAGCAAGCCGCUUGCGCUGAGCGUUGCACGAGAUAACGCCGUCAUCGUGACGUGGGCGAACUACGCGUUGUGGGACUUCGUGAAGACGUGGGUCUACCACGCCAGGGAAGUGGGCCUGCGUAACUUCCUGGUGGGGGCCAUGGACGCGCAGAUCGGUCGCGAGAUGGUGGCGGCGGGGGUGCCCUGCUUCGCCAUGUUCCAGAGCGGCUCCAACCACUCGGGGGUGGGCAGCGACCACCUGCAGUGGGGCGGGGAGGCCUUCCACAAGAUGGGCCGCCAGAAGAUCACCCUGGCCCAGCUGUUUCUGGGACUAGGACUGGACCUGCUGCUGGUGGACGCGGACGUGAUUCUGCUGGGCGACGUGAUGGAGUACUUUGGGCGCUAUCCGCAGGCUGACAUCCUGGUCACCUCGGACCAGCUGGCGUCCACCCUGGAGCCGGGGGACGAGGGGCUGGAGCUGCCGGACCGGGCGCAGAGCCCCAUGAACAUCGGACUCAUGUACUUCAGGUACUCCGAGCGCACCGUGGGGUUCGUGGACUCCUGGCUGGCUGCCAUCAACGCGGACCCUCAGUACUGGGACCAGAACGCCUUCAACGACCUGGCACGAAAGGGCUGGGACCCCGUCACCAAGGUCCACCCGCAGCAGAAGCGCGUGUUCCUGGGUGCCAACGGCACGCUGGCGGUGGGGGUGCUGCCCGUGGCGGCCUUCUCGGGCGGACAUACCUUCUACGUGCAGCGGCUGUAUGAGGUUCAGCGCGUGAAGCCGUACGCCGUACACUGCACCUUCCAGUACGGCGCCAACGCGGGCAAGCGCAACCGGCUGCGGGAGGCGAUGCUCUUCCACGACCCCCCAGAGUACUACACGGGCGACUCCUACGUGAGUGUGGAGCUGCGCCGCGUCCCCUCCGCCACCUGGUCGCAGCACAGCGCCCGCAACAACACCGCCAUGAAGCGCUACCACUUCCGGGGGCUGGACAUGCAGCUGGAGGCGGUGUGGCCCGCCAUCCGAGUGGCCGCCGUCACCAACCGCUCGCUCAUCGUGCCGCCGCUCGCCUGCUACUGCGACAAGUACUGGACGGAGCUGGAGCAGUGCCGCGUGCCGGGCGCCUUCCAGACCCGCAUCCCCUUCCUGUGCCCCAUGGACCACGUGCUGGACCCCAUCUUCAUGAACGACCCCGCCAGCGAGUACCAGGUGCGGUGGCGCGAGCACUCCUUCCUGGCCAACCCCCGCUGCCCCAACUGGGUGAAGCGCUCCUGGGUCACCUUCUACAGCAGCGCGAGUGUGUCCAAGCCGGUUGAGAAGUGGGUGGUGCAGGAGGGUGGGCUGGUGGUGCUGCUGCCCGUCAACCUCACGGAGGGGGCCAUACGGGAGAUGCUGGCGCCCUACUCCGCGUACAAGAUCUGGCACCUGAAGAAUGCGGAGAGCUUCUUUGGAGGCUUCGACAACAAAAAGCUAGGGGAGGAGGUGCAGAAGCGGAUCGAGCACCUGCGGCCUAUCAUGCCGCCCGACCCGGCGCCCCCGCCUCCGCCCGCAUCCAAUGUGACCACCCCGGCCGGCAACACCACAGCAACUGACAAGGCAACCGACACCUCCAACCAGCAACAACAGCAGCAGCAGCAGUCAGCAGGCGGGACGGAGAAGGAUACGAGCUCAGGCAUGUUGACAGCGGUGCACGAGCGGCGGUGACACGGCCCAAGGGGAACAACGGCAGGGGGGGCCGAGUCGAGGUCUUCUGACGUAUCGCUGACGAGACGCUUGGAGUACACGAGGAUAGAAGGAUAGCAUUCUUCCCUUGACUAGACGUUCCUAGUCUGCAGGAACGUGUUGAUUACGGUAGUAGGCGAUGAGGAAUAGAAGAACGCGGCUAUUCCGAACUACAGCCCAAACUGCGCAUACAGUGAAGCACGCGCACGGUAACGUAUGCGGCUAUGCGGGCAGCCAGCAUUCGGGAAGGCUGCUAUCCUUGUUGGGCGCGCGAGCUGUUGGGGGGAUGCUCCUAUUAGGAGUUAGGGCCCGCCUGCUGUCUGCAUGUCGUAUACGGUGUAUGUGUACCGUACUUGGAGCGUUGUGCUCGUACGAACAUGGGAUAUGCGUGACCUGGGCGGAACUGGGCCCAACAGUUGCGUCUUUUAUGCUCGUUAAACGUUAUGGACUUAUGGUGCGUGCGUGCAGCCGUAUCGGUAGUGCUCAAAUGCGGAUGUGGUUACAGUGGGAGUACUAAGCACGACAUGGGUAGUGGUCGUGCUACCCACGUGUAAACACGAUACGCUGCGUUGUUUUGUUGGUUUCAGCAAUGUUAGGUGCGACCAUGGCGUGCCCACUGCGUUGGUACACAAGCGUGCAAACCGACCCAGUAUUGCUAAACCAAUCAACAGAUGUGGGUUCCUACGUUCGGACACGUCAGUCGACUUCCAAUGGGCUUCCGGAACCCUUCCCAUGUCGUAAAAGGGUCUGAUGAGGUCUGAGCACGGGCUGAACCCUGCUGAGCAUGCUUUGUCGCACAACACAUGCUUGAGGCUGCAAAAGCAAAGCAAAAAAUAGAGAGCCCGUGUUGCUUGGACCUCUUUAUACAUGGAUGCAACUGCACGACAAGAUGUGCAGGGCUGCGGCGGAUUGCGCCGAGUCUGAUGCGUGCCAACAUGGCGGCCAUCCGAGUGUCAAACAAUGUGCCCCCAACAACGUUUAUGACGCAUUGGGCCAAAACCAACUCCCAUGUCACGUCACCCUGGAGUGUGCUCUCAAGCACCCCCAAGCC
Molecule: messenger RNA, 3468 nt
Organism: Astrephomene gubernaculifera
Lineage: Eukaryota; Viridiplantae; Chlorophyta; Chlorophyceae; Chlamydomonadales; Astrephomenaceae
Source: the annotation of a GenBank genome assembly